CAACAAACUCAGGCCCUUCUGUCUAAGAAUUUUCUUAAAAAAUGGAGAAUGAAAAAAGAGAGCUUAUUGGAAGAACAAUCGUUGGGACUCCUGAUGAAGAAACCAUGGACAUAGUACUUGCAAAAAACUACUCGGAAAUGGUGGGAAUUGUGUUUAAUGAUACUCACUCAUAUUGGCUGAAGUUUAGCUGGGGACAUAGAAUCCCAGUUAUGAGAGAACACUUUGAAUACUCAGAACAUUGCUGGGCUAUGCGUGAUGAAAUUUUUUGUUCCUUGACAACAUACUGGCAAAGAGGGUUUGUGGCUUUUCAAACCACAAUUAAUGCUGCAGUUAUAGAAGUCACAACAAAUCGUUCUGUGAUGGAAGAGUUGACAUCAGUUAUUGGAAUAAAUAUCAGUACACCCCCUUUCAUUUCUAAUGAAGAAACUACAAAUGAAUGGUUUAUUUUUAUUCGUGUAGUUUAUUUCUCCCCUUUUGUAUAAUCAUUAAACAUUACAAAGGAAUGA
This is a messenger RNA of Lagenorhynchus albirostris (white-beaked dolphin), 506 nucleotides long. RefSeq names its product ATP-binding cassette sub-family A member 10-like. The record is from RefSeq and is a predicted model, not a curated record. NCBI's taxonomy places the organism in Eukaryota, Metazoa, Chordata, Mammalia, Artiodactyla, Delphinidae.